UGCGCAGCUCGCACAUGGUGGGCAGGGAGAUCGAGAUGCUGGAUUCCUACGACGAUCUCAAGGUCGGCACGUAUGCCCAAGUGAAGGCCGUGAUGUACGUCAACGACCAGGAGGUGAUGAUGGUCAACCGGACGCUGCUGCCCGUGCGUUUGCUGGGGAAGGCCUGGCGCUUCUCCAGGCGCCCAGCCGAGGCGACGGAGGCCGACGCGGAGGCCGACGCGGAGGUCACCGCCGCGGGGACUGCGGCAGGCGCCUCGGAGGUGGCCAGCGCCGUGGAGAGUUUCCUGGCCCGCUUCCCCGUGGACGACGAGGCGAAGGAGAUGCUGCGCGAGGCCGCGCCCGACGUCCAGGCCGCCGUGCUCGGGCACCUGGGCCCCCUCGUGGGCGCAGCAGCCCCGGCCGUCGAGCGGGGCGCGCCCGGGGAGGAAGCCAGCGGCGGCUCCCAGGUGCCGCCGGCUGCGGCGGCGCCAGCUGCGCCGCCUCUGCCCGCUGGGGGCGCGCCGGAGGAGGCGCUGCUAGGCCCCAGGUGCGUUAUGAUGGAGGGCGGGGAGCUCGCGGCCUGCGGCGAGGUGGUCGAGCGGCUGCUCGGCGAUCAGGUCGUGGCCCUGAGCGUGGAGGGGGACCUGAGCAGAGCCGGGCGGGUGUCCGUGCUGGCGGUGAGCUGCAGGCGC
Messenger RNA from Prorocentrum cordatum, 671 nucleotides. NCBI's taxonomy places the organism in Eukaryota, Dinophyceae, Prorocentrales, Prorocentraceae. The record is from the annotation of a GenBank genome assembly.